ACUCCCGGCCAGGUGGCGGCCUCAUUGCACAUUCGAAGGAUGAACGCAGUGAUACGAGCCGAAGAAGAGAAGUGCCCUCGGUUUACCGGUUGGCUCUCUGGUCUCGCUGUAGUAAGAAGCAGGAAAAGCGCGUAGAGCGAGUCGGCAAGCGCUUCGGUGAGGAGCAGUGAGAACCCGCCUCCUUUGGUGUUGCUGCCGGCGUCCCCGCAGGACCUGGACAGCACGGUUCUCGUGUCCCCGGCACAGCGCUCGAGUGUGUGCGUGAGACCCGCCAGAGCUCAAAGCACCUGACGGUAGCAGAAGGGCAGGCAGGGAGGCCUGGACUACGGUGCCCCCAUGUCGGCCCGCGGCCGCCCGGCCGGUGACGCGGAGGGCCGGGUCUCCGAGGAGAGCCAUGCCUUCAGCGACGUGGAGCUCACCGAAAUGGGGCCCCUGCUGGAGCAGGGAGCCACGGCCGCAGGGGCCACCUCGGCCCUCCGGGACACAGAGGAAGAAGAGGAGGAUGACGACGGCGUGCGAGUGAUCACGCUGCCCCUGCAGGCUCACCACGCAAUGGAGAAGAUGGAGGAAUUUGUGCACAAGGUGUGGGAGGGACGCUGGAGGGUGAUCCCGUACCACCUACUGCCCGAGUGGCUGAAGGACAACGAUUACCUUCUGCACGGGCACCGGCCGCCAAUGCCCUCCUUCCGUGCCUGCUUCGGCAGUAUCUUCAGGAUCCACACGGAGACGGGCAACAUCUGGACACACCUCCUGGGUCUCAUCCUGUUCCUGUGCCUGGGGACGCUCACUAUGCUGCGACCCAACAUGUACUUCACGGCCCCGCUGCAGGAGAAGGUUGUGUUCGGCAUGUUCUUCCUGGGCGCCGUUCUCUGCCUCAGCUUCUCCUGGCUCUUCCACACCGUGUACUGCCACUCCGAGAAAGUGUCGCGCACCUUCUCCAAGCUCGACUACUCAGGCAUCGCCCUGCUCAUCAUGGGCUCCUUUGUGCCCUGGCUCUACUACUCGUUCUACUGCUCGCCGCAGCCACGCCUCAUCUACCUCUCCGUCGUGUGCAUGCUGGGUAUCGCAGCCAUCAUCGUGGCCCAGUGGGAUCGCUUCGCCACGCCGCGUCACCGACCCACCCGCGCAGGGGUGUUUAUGGGCCUCGGCCUCAGUGGUAUCGUGCCUACAAUGCACUUCACCAUAGCGGAGGGCUUCGUCAAGGCCACCACCGUGGGCCAGAUGGGCUGGUUCUACUUGAUGGGUGCCAUGUACAUCACGGGUGCCGGACUAUAUGCCGCACGGAUCCCAGAGCGCUUCUUCCCCGGCAAAUGUGACAUCUGGUUCCAGUCACACCAGAUUUUUCACGUCUUGGUGGUGGCAGCGGCCUUCAUCCAUUUCUACGGGAUAUCCAACCUACAGGAGUUCCGCUAUGGCCUGGAGGGAGGCUGUACCGACGAUUCCCUGCUCUAGACAGACAGACAAAAAAAAAACUUUAGCUCCUCCCCCCACAAACAUUCCCCUUGCAACAAGGAAGGGCAAUGUUUCCCACCACCUUCUCGAGCACCACUCAGGUUACAUCGUCACCACAGCCGUAUCCCUGCUCUCGUCACCGCCGACUUCCUUGCUUCGUCAUGCACGGCUGCCUUGGGCUGAACUCCAGCCCAGCCAGCAGCAUGUGGGAGUCAUCCUGCCGCAAAGCACCAAUGAGCCAGGGAAGCGGGGUCAUCGGUGGUCAGGGAGCUGGUGUUUAUUCCCAAGGGAGCGGCUGCAGACAGGCCUGAUUUGGUGCACUGUUUCUUUCUGGGGGAGCAGGAGGGUUUGCCACAGUGACAAGGUUCUCUCCAGAGGUGUGAGUGGGAAUCAGGGGCCAUUCAGUUCUCACCGCAUGGCCCCUGAGCCCCCAGCCGCCUUUUUUCAGGCCCAAUAAGCGAUAGCAGUAAGGAUUGGGUGUGUAUAACAUGAAAUCUCUAUUUGAACAGAAAAGGUCAAAAAUGACAUGGAUGUGUGAAGGCCUCUGUGGUUGCUGGGAAUGAGGAGUAGGCAAUAUGAAAAUGUGAGCUAAAAGUGGAAAGAAUGGAGGCGUAACCCUCCAGGCGAGGUCACUAAUUUGAGAUAUUCAAAUAAUUCCAUAGAUUAGACAGGAAUAUGCAGAGCAGGGGAAAAACAAUUAGUUUAAAGGAAUAUUGCAGAAUACUUAAUAUAUUUCAAUGGAACAUAUUUUUUUACACUUUUGAGUGAUCAUGGUUCAUGAUCCCCCUCUGCCACCAACACUUGAACUUUAAAGAACUGCAGUGAUGGGGACUGAUGGACUCUAAUCGUUGCUGUGGGUAAUGUGGGGAGUGUGGUGCCAAUAGACCGAUCCUGCAGUGAUCUUUGGGAUCUAUUGGCCCAUUCCGUCCACAUCUUUAGCCCACAACUUAAUGACAUCUGGCAGGGAACUUGACUUCUGAAGCCUCUCUUUUUACUGCCUUCUCCCCUGCAUGGUUCAGAAUUUCCUGGUGUGGGGUGCUUUUAGGGGAGGGGGGGGGUGUUCAUAUCAUCUGCAUCUGUCAAACCUUUCUGAAGUCCAGUGGUGAAACCGCAUCCGUGGAAGAAUGCACAAGGCCUCCAUUGACCUCUUGGCGUGCUUGUUUUGACCACUCAGCCGAGGAAAGGAUGGAGCAAGCGAGAGGCUGUGGUUCAAGGCAUAUGUGACCGCUGGGCGGGCAGUCACCGCUCUCGUGUUUGAGACCGCAGAGCGACAGGCGUCAUCACCCCCUGAAAAGAGGUUGGAUCUCGGAGUCCACAGAAACCUGUCUUUCAUUGUUCAAUGUUAAACCUGCUGUAUUUGUGUCAGGAACACACUUCUUAAUGUGUCUGUUCCAGAAGAUUAAAAAAAUUUAAGAUUUCUUUUUAAGCAUACACAAUCUACAUUUUUGCUGGAUAAGUACUUUGUGGUGGGUAUUGUUAUUUCAGUAUGUAGUUCUAAACCUGCUCCCAACUAAUGUCUGUACAUCUCGGUUUAGCGUCAUUAAGUUUGGGGAAGAAGUGAAUGUGUAGAUUUACCAUAAUGUACAAUCUGUCGAGUAAGAUACUUUCAUUUAGUACUCCUGUGCCUUAUGCCAAUGGAAAUAAACCAUAUUGAAAGGAACGAGGGAGCCCUUAAUGGCCUGAAUAGGUGUUCCUGCCAGGAGAUGUCUGGUUCAGGGCGGCGGCGAAGACGACGCAGUCGUUCACAGACUUAAGAAAUGCGUGACUCCCGAAAAUGACUUGUCGGCAGACUAAAGUGAAAUGCAAGCGUCAAUGGUUCCAACUGCUGUACAUAGUGUAGGUGUUUUUCUCCAGCAUCCGCUUUGGGUAACAGUGUGAGUGUGUGUGCACACACCACCUUGUGCUGGGUGUCCUUGUGUGUGUCGGUGCCCAUGUGUCCUGGAAGGCCUCCUCCACCCACAUGUAACAUGUUACAUUAAAUAUUGAACAGUGGUGAAAUGUGAAGCUGUCUCUUUAAAUCCUGCCUUCUCACUUUAUAUAUUUGGAAUUUGAAGGAAUAAAUGUAAUAUAUAACAAGUAAUA
Messenger RNA from Scleropages formosus (Asian bonytongue), 3534 nucleotides. Its product is annotated as adiponectin receptor protein 1-like. The transcript is spliced from 8 exons. Gene Ontology annotation, molecular function: signaling receptor activity. The record is from RefSeq and is a predicted model, not a curated record. Gene Ontology annotation, cellular component: plasma membrane. Bases 337 to 1452 code for a protein of 371 amino acids. NCBI's taxonomy places the organism in Eukaryota, Metazoa, Chordata, Actinopteri, Osteoglossiformes, Osteoglossidae. Gene Ontology annotation, biological process: adiponectin-activated signaling pathway.